CUGUCUCCGAGCUCUGCCCCGCACACAGCCUCUGCCUGCACCCCCGCACACAGCCUCUGCCUGCACCCCCACACACAGCCUCUGCCUGCACCCCCACACACAGCCUCUGCCUGCACCCCCGCACACAGCCUCUGCCUGCACCCCCACACACACCAUGGAGGCCAUCAAGAAGAAAAUGCAGAUGCUGAAGCUGGACAAGGAGAACGCCAUCGACCGGGCGGAGCAGGCAGAAGCCGACAAGAAGGCAGCAGAAGACAAGUUCAAGCAGGUUGAGGAGGAGCUGAUUAGCCAACAGAAGAAGCUGAAAUACACGGAGGAUGAACUGGACAAAUUAUCCGAGGGACUGAGAGCUGCCCAGGAGAAGCUGGGACUGUCCGAGAAGACAGCUUCAGACAUGCUGCCUGACCUGCUGACUGUUUCCGGCAUUUUCUGUUGUUAACUUGUGACCGGCUGGGCUGGAAAUAGAACUGGAGCCGCAGCUGGAGGGAAGAGCUCAGAUGUGGGAUCCAAUUGCAGGAAAGACGACGUUGG
This is a messenger RNA of Pristis pectinata (smalltooth sawfish), 531 nucleotides long. Its product is annotated as tropomyosin alpha-1 chain-like. Gene Ontology annotation, cellular component: actin filament. The transcript is spliced from 3 exons. Bases 155 to 439 code for a protein of 94 amino acids. Lineage: Eukaryota; Metazoa; Chordata; Chondrichthyes; Rhinopristiformes; Pristidae. Gene Ontology annotation, biological process: actin filament organization; muscle contraction. The record is from RefSeq and is a predicted model, not a curated record. Gene Ontology annotation, molecular function: actin filament binding.